Molecule: messenger RNA, 1506 nt
Organism: Lasiodiplodia theobromae
Lineage: Eukaryota; Fungi; Ascomycota; Dothideomycetes; Botryosphaeriales; Botryosphaeriaceae
Product: Fk506-binding protein 2 precursor
Exons: 3
Coding region: 1-1506 (501 amino acids)
Cellular component (GO): membrane
Molecular function (GO): peptidyl-prolyl cis-trans isomerase activity
Source: RefSeq, a predicted model, not a curated record
AUGCGGCUCCCACGCCCACUUCUCGGCGCGCCUUCGCCGCUGAACUGCCUCGUCCUGAUCCUACCCCUCCUCGAGUCGACGUUAGCUCGCGCCGCCGAUGUCGAAAUCGAAGUCACAAAGUCCGCGUCGUGCUCGCGGAAAUCGCAGUCGGGCGACAGCAUCGAGGUGCACUAUCGCGGCUCGCUACAGAGCGACGGCAGCGUGUUCGACGAGAGCUACAAGCGAGGCAAACCCUUCUCGUUCACUCUCGGCGCCGGGCAGGUCAUCCAGGGCUGGGAUCAGGGCUUGUUGGACAUGUGCAUCGGCGAGGGCAGGAAACUAACCAUCCCACCCGAGCUAGCUUACGGCAGGAGUGGCAACGGACCCAUCCCGCCGUCUUCGACACUGAUUUUCGAGACGGAGCUCAUGGGCAUCGAGGGUGUGGAUCCGGACGCUGAGCCAGAAGGCCCACCACCCCCGCACCCGGGAGAGGAGCAGCACGGCGGCGAGGACGGGCCAAAGCACCAUCGGCCAGACGAUAACGGCGAAUGUCGACUACUCGGUCCUUUCGCGCUGUUGAUUCAGGGCGCGCUGGGACUGCUGGCCCUGCUAUCGUUGGUGUGGAAGCGCUACCGCGAAAGGCCGAGACGCCCGGUCAAGGUUUGGGCUUUCGACGCUUCGAAGCAGGUUGUGGGGUCCAUGAUGUUGCACCUGGCCAACUUGUUCAUGUCGAUGCUCUCUUCCGGGGAUUUCAGGGUCGCCGCGGAGGAGCGCCUGGAGAAGCACAAGCCGGGAUUCGCUCAGGACAAGGACAUGCCGAACCCGUGCUCCUUCUACCUCCUUAACCUCGCUAUUGAUACCACGAUCGGCAUCCCCAUUCUCGUAGGACUCCUCCGUGUUCUGCACGCCCUCUUCCUGCGGACGCCGCUGGCGACCCCGCCCGAAUCCAUCAAGUCGGGCCACUACGGGCAGCCGCCGCGGACCAAGUGGUGGCUGAAGCAGUGCUUUAUCUACUUCCUCGGCCUGUUUGGCAUGAAAUUCUGCGUCUUCAUCAUCUUCCAGCUGCUGCCGUGGCUCGGCUGGGUGGGAGACUGGGCGCUACGCUGGACGGAGGGCAACGAAGUGGUGCAGAUUGCCUUCGUGAUGCUCAUUUUCCCCCUCAUCAUGAACGCCAUGCAGUACUACAUUAUCGACUCCUUCAUCAAGGACCCGGCCGGCGACGACUCACACAGCCAGCUACGCUCUGGAGAUGGGUCGGAAGAAGAGGAGGAACGGAGGCAUCUGAGACAGAGCCUGGACGACGACAGCGAUGACGAUGACGACUACACGUUGGGAAGAGACAGUAUCGAGCCGCGGAAACGACCCAGCAGCAUCAGCACCCAAGACGUUGCGCUCAAAGAGGCGAAUCCGACACCUGUGCCUCAGUAUGAUGACUCCACGAUCGGGGCGUCGAGCUCGAGCAGUCCGCGCAGCACGCGGAGCGGGACUUUGGAAGGCAAAGACGAAGAAUUUACCGGACGGAGGUGA